Messenger RNA from Diaporthe batatas, 255 nucleotides. RefSeq lists its product as uncharacterized. The record is from RefSeq and is a predicted model, not a curated record. The transcript has 3 exons. Lineage: Eukaryota; Fungi; Ascomycota; Sordariomycetes; Diaporthales; Diaporthaceae. Bases 1 to 255 code for a protein of 84 amino acids.
AUGACAAAACGUGUGUACUUCGUCGCCCACGGUGGAAUGGUCCAGGGUGUCGGGUUCAGAUACUUUACCCGAAAGCAAGCCACUGCGCACGGGAUAACUGGCUGGGUCGAGGGCGAGGCUCAGGGUAACGAGGACGUCCUCCAGACCUUCCUGAAGGACGUGGACAGUGGCCCGGCAGGUGCCAAGGUUGUCAAGCUCGAGAAGGAAGAUCGAGAUGUCGUAGAGGGUGAGACUGGCUUCGAGGUUCGGCACUAG